AUGACCCCUCAAAAAUGUGUCCAGUUGGCAGGAAGUCUGAGAUAUGCUGGCGUCGUCUUCGACACCUGUUACGGUUCGGACUCUCUCGAGUCGGCGUCGUUUGUGCCCACCGAGGGGUGUGGGACACCAUGCCCAGGAGAUAUUCAACAGAUUUGCGGCGGAAGCGUAGCCACAAAUAUCACGAGGCUGCGGGCACGACAUUUCAGAUCCCAGGUUUCCAAGCGAGCUGUCCCUGUCAGCGUCCUUCUUACCAUCUACGAACGGGUGGACUCUUCUGUCGUGACUCUUGGCAUAUCUACAACGACCAUUGCUGUUGGAGGCGAAUCGAUCUUGCCAUCCACGCCAAUCACUUUGCCUGUCUCAGCUGCAUCAGAUAACGCCACUCCUGCUACGAAUAUAGUCACAACUCCAGGUCAGCUUACGACUGUUGGAAAUCCUCUUGAUCCUGCGGUUUCUCCACAACCAAGCUCUUUCACGAGCAUUUUUACUAUUGACGGCGUCCCAACAACAUCGGUCGGGGUCAUCACGUCGCUCGUCGCUGCUCCAAGCUCCCCCACCGUCACAGCGAUUCCUGGUUCUGGAGACGACGGUGACAUCUUGAACCCUUCCUCCUCACUCAGUCUUGCUGGCUCGCAAACCGUAUCCAACAUGGGAUCUCCAACUGCAGGUUCUGGAGCCGGUAUUGGAGAUGAUGGCGAUGUACUUGAUCCUUCGUCUUCCAGGGGACUCGCCGGCUCACGAACUGUGUCCAACGUGGGACCACCCACUGCAGCUUCUGCUCCUGGGUUUGGAGAGGACAGCGAUGUCUUGGAACCUCUUCCCACGACUCUUGGUUAUGCAACGUCCAGAAUUUUGCCGUCUACGGUGAGCGAGAGUGCUGGCAAUCUCGGUGUCGACAUGCCCAUAACCUCUGUUGUGACCACGAUAACAUACACCACGGUCAACCCAGCAAGUCCCACAGCCCUCAUGGAAGCUGAACUUUGCUCAACGCUGUAUUUCCCAGACUGCGGUUGCCCAACGCAGGUUACGCCCACUGUCCCGAUGACUACGAUUGAGGCAUCUUGCAAUAGGUGCGGCUCCAAAGGCGAGAGUUUAGUCACGCUUACCGUUCCGGAGAGCCCAUACAGAACUCAACAGUCCGCUGUCGAAGAAAAGUAUCGUUCCGAAGGUAACCACUUACAGCCCCAAGAAAGCAAGCUGUACCCCGAAGAGAGCCAAACGCAGCCGAGCAUGGUUCCUGCGGAGGUGGCACCGGCAUCAACCAACUUACCGGACGCCGGCAAGACAAAUAGUGUGCCGCAAUCGUCUAUCGCAUCCUCGAUUUCAGCCGUAACGGCAACUGCAGUCGGCUCUGGCGAGUCAGAUACUCCGGCAAAUCAGGGCAACGCUUCAGACGGGUCUGAAAGUCAGGAUGCCCACGGCAAUGCAAUAGUUUCUCCAGCCAAUUCCGCAGCGUCUGUUGGUCCAGUUGGUGCGCCCGACAUUCAUUCUGUUGCUGCACCUAUUCCCACACAAACUGCCAUCCCUUCAAAACCAGAAAGCUCUAUAGCAGGCUCUUCAGGUGUCCCUGGUGCAGGAGGUGGCACGGGUCCGGGCACGGGUUCGGACUCCGUCCCCGGCUCCGGCUCCAGCUCUGGCCAGGAGCCCUUGCCGCCCUCCUCAACCGAAUCCAAUACUGGCGGAUUGAUAUCUUCCAAACCGAGCACGGUGGUUGUUUCUGGUUCUCUGAGGAUGCAGAAAUGGUUCGAUGGCCCUCUCUUUGCUUCUGCAACCUUGUUCUCUGCCAUAUUGGUUCAGUUCCUCAACUAA
Messenger RNA from Colletotrichum siamense, 1809 nucleotides. RefSeq lists its product as uncharacterized. The transcript has 2 exons. The record is from RefSeq and is a predicted model, not a curated record. NCBI's taxonomy places the organism in Eukaryota, Fungi, Ascomycota, Sordariomycetes, Glomerellales, Glomerellaceae. Bases 1 to 1809 code for a protein of 602 amino acids.